AUGACUCACCCUAACAAACGCCAAUCACUACGAAGACAGAAAAAGGCGCAGAGGAUUUGUGAGGAGAUUGGCGCUAACAAAGAUCGCCUAGAACAAAAACCAGUGCGAGGUUUACGUGAGGUGACGAAGAUACCGAUCAACUUGACGACUAAACGGUUUGCUCAGCUUCAAGUUGCUACAACGCGGUUCAAGGAGGAGCAAAAUGUGGAGUUGUCCUCCGUCGAUGUUCAGGGUGAAUACAAGUACGACAAAGAAGCCAAAGCUUUGAUCGGACUUGGAUCGGACACUGCCCAGGCUUGUGUCUACCAGACUACCUCCGCCGUACUUCACGAUGGUCGCUUCUGA
Messenger RNA from Laccaria bicolor S238N-H82, 345 nucleotides. RefSeq lists its product as uncharacterized. The record is from RefSeq and is a predicted model, not a curated record. Lineage: Eukaryota; Fungi; Basidiomycota; Agaricomycetes; Agaricales; Hydnangiaceae. Bases 1 to 345 code for a protein of 114 amino acids. The transcript has 4 exons.